GUCGAGGUGGAUGUUAUUGUUAGCUCCAGCGGUGGAUGAGAAAAUGCUGUAGCCCCGCACACAUUUGGAUGUUAUAAAGUAACGGCUGAGAUCCACCCACAUUAAAAAUGGCGAGAGACCGAAAGUGCAUCCUCUGUGAAACAGUCCAUGUCUCCAAGCAGGAGAUGGAUGAGCACAUGCGGACUAUGCUGCACCACCGUGAGCUGGAGAAGCUCAAAGGCCGGGACUGCGGACACGAGUGCAGAGUGUGCAAGGUGACGGUGGUGAGCCUGACUGAUUAUGCCAGCCACAUUUCCAGUCCCACGCACAAGCAGAAUGUGGAGGCUGCGGAACAAAAGCAUGCUGGGAACGACAAGGAAGAGGACUACUUUGACCAAGCGCUGGUGGACCUGAUUCAAAAGAGGAAAGAACAGAUCAGAAAAGAGAAGGAGGCGGCUGCUGCAAAGCUGGCAAAAGAAGAGGAGGACCGGAAGAGAAAGGAGGAGUUUCAGCAGAGGUUAAAAGAAGCCAAGCAGCGAUACCGACUGGAGUGCGCCUGGCAGCAGCCGUCACAGGGGUUCGGUGGAUCCGGUCAGCACAGUUCUUGGUACAGGAGCAACAGAUAUAAUGCUAAACCGGGGGAGCCCCGACCCUGGCACAAUAAUAGACAGGGAAAGAGCGCCACCUGGCACGCUCAGGAGCCCCCCAACUUUCAGAAAUGGGCAUCUGAAGAGAUUGUUGGUGGGAGCUUGAAUAACCAGGAAGGAUGGAACAGGAGGCAGUGGGAUCAGGGCGGGUUUUCUGGCAAUCAACAAAGUCGACUGCCUUGGCUCAGCAGCGGCGGCAGUAGUAAUGGGAUCUACGGCCACAACAAUAUUUCCCAGUACCCACAAAGGGGCCGGCCCUUGAGCCUCUUGGGUCCUGUUCCGACGUGUCCACCUCCCCCCAGUUUCUUUUCCCGGACUUUGCAACAGUUUCAAAAGACAGCCAAUGACCAGGGAGCUCAGCAGGGUGGUGGGCUUCAGAAUGGAGAGGGACAACCUCCAGAGUCUGACCACAACAGUAAUAAAAACUCUAAGACCUUUGGUAGCAAUCCAAAGCUGGACAAGGCCUGUCGCUGGUCGCCCUAUCCAGUCACAAAGGGCUUUGAAUCCGUGUCCCAUAAAGACUCCAACCCGAACUCAUCAGAGAAGCACCCCAAAGUCCCCAAACCCCAGAAGCAAGACAAAGCACCAGACACCAGUGCCUUUAACAGGCUGUCCCGACCUGAGCAGAAACAAGGGCAGUCGACUCCUAGUGUGGAAGAGAAAAAGACGCAUAAAACAAUUCCCAAAACCAAGCCCAGAGAUAGGAGCAGCAGCGGCAGUAGAAGCAGCAGUGCUCAGAGAGAAGGCCCCCAGAACUGCACAUCUGGUCCUUCCAACCAGAAGGAUAAUAAGCCUCUGCUGCAGAAGGAUAAGAAGAUGUCCUCAGUUCCUGGUCUCAGCAGUGGAGCGCAGCUCAGUAAGGCCUCCGGUCAAGCGCAGGCACAAUCAAAGCCAACUGCAAAUGCAAAGCAGAGUGGACUCAGCUCUAAGGCUCCAUCUGCUGGGCCCCUGAAAUCAAAUCAAGAACGGCAGCAGCCAGAAACCUUCUGGAAAGUAAGACGGAUUAUGUUAGAAAAGAGAGGCUCUUUGGACAGCUCCAGUGACAACAAGACAGAGAUGGCGCGGCACAUUGUGGAGGAGCAGCAGAAGGAUCACGCUCAGAGUCAGAUCGGAGUCAACAAAGAAAACAGCUGCAGGCAGAAUGCUGCUAAACCAAAUCUUCCUGACUUAGUCAGGCCAGAAAAGCCUGCAUUGCAGUCUUCAGACAGCAGCCAGUUUCUGCAGUCGUUACAAGUGAGCACGUCUACCAUGGAGAGCUCAGAGCCCGCGGCCUCCGGCAGAGAAGAUGAGGAGAAGAUGAAGAAAGCGGAGAGGCCAACCUGCUCAGUUGUCCCGGACGAAGCCAUGCAAGCUGUCGAGGCAGGGCAGAGCUCAGAGAGUGACACCUCCAGAAGCGGUGAGGUUCCGACGGUCUCAGGGUCAAACACAACAAGUCUGUCCAAACUUGACCUGCCUCCCGUCUUAAAGCGUGACCUGACCAAACACAUCAGCUCGAAGAGCAAAACAGGAAACCACGAGCCCAACCUGAACAUCGCCAGACGGGUGCGAAACCUGAGCGAGUCACGGAGAAGCGACACAGAAAAGGACUCGGGCCUCAAACCGACGGUGCGGCAGCUCAUCAGCUCCUCCGGGUCUCGGCGCAACGUGAACUGGGAGCAGGUGUAUCAGGAGGUCAGGAAGAAGCAGGACAAGGGGAAAGGCAUGCCGAGGUUUGGGAUCGAGAUGGUGCCAAACGAGCAGGAGGACCACAGCCAGGAGGAGGACGACAUUCCCCUGCUGGAGGGUUUGCACUGGGAGUCGUUGAUAGACAUCUCUUCUCCGGGUGCCUCCCGAAAACGCUCCUUAUCAGAGAGCAGCCUCGCCCCUGCCUCCGCUCCCUCCCUCUUUACAUCCCUCCUGUCAAAGGAGAUGGCGGAAAGAGAAAGCCUCAGCUCAGAGCAGCAGGUAUCAUCUGUGUCUCCCGCGCUCGCUCAGGGGAACAAAGACAGUCACUGUCAACAGCAGGUGGAGCAGAUGCUCGGUCAGUUUGAGGCCAAAGCACAGAAGCAGCCCGACAAGCUAACGUCAGCGUCAGUGAAGGCCCUCCAGCGAUCGGACUCUGUGCUCGGGGACAGCAGUUCAGGGACGGAGCAGUUUGACGGUCAGGGGACGGGGAAGAGGCGAAGAGCAGCUGGGGACGCUCCGAGUGCAGAAACGUCUUGUGUGGAACACAAUAGCAAAAGACGGAGGGUCAAAUCCAAAAAAGAGCGUCUACAGAUCGACCAGCUGCUGGCUGUGUCUCUGCGGGAGGAAGAGCUGAGCCGCUCCCUGCAGACUGUGGACACCAGCCUGAUCCAGGCCCGGGCUGCACUGGAGGCCGCCUACAUGGAGGUGCAGCGUCUCAUGGUGGUUAAACAGCAGAUGACGGUAGAGAUGAGCUCACUGAGAAACAAGCGCAUUGACUUACUCAAAGGGAUGCAAGGCAGCAUGGAGGAAGCACCGCAGCUCAAACUGAAAGAGGAGAGGAUGGAUUUCAUAGACACAGACCCACACCUGUCUUCCUCUGUUACGCUUUCCUCCGUUACGGACUCUGCUGUCUUUGGUGGUUCCCCCAGUCCCGGUCCUCCUGCUCACCGCGCCUCCCCUCCGUCCUCCAGCCUCCCCUUCCUGCCUGUCGUUAUCAAGCAGGAGCCCCAGUCUCCUGUCCACGUCAGCUCCGAGCUGGACCCUCUGGACAGUAUCACCCACUGCGCUCACAGCACCACACCGGAGCUGCCCGUCGCUCCCGCUGCAGCCUCCCCGACAGAUUCUGCCCUGAGCUUCCAGCCAUCUCCUGAGAGAAAGCCUGAGCUGUACCAGACGCACACAGAACAUAUUUGGGAGAACUUUGUAGAGCCUGCAGACAAAGACGGCCUGUCGGGAUUGGCUGAGACAACGGAGAAGGCCAUACAGACAACAAUGAACUGUCUCAGCCCUCUGCUUGACUCUAAAUCCUCCAUAAAGCUUCUGUCACCCAGCAGGAGGGGCUCUGAGUCGGGGAGCGUUGUCGACUGUGCUGCCACAAAGACCUUUGAGCCCCCCUCUGCGCCUUCGGUCCUCAAUCUGCCCGGCUCGCCGUCUGAACUGAGCGGCGGGAAGCGUGUGAGGAAGCUGAAGAAGAGGAAGGUGUUGAAGAAGGCUCAAGGGACGGAGCAGCCCGAGAGCAGCGACACCGAGAUAGACGGAGAGCCCUUGAGGCCCAGGUGGCUCCGACCUCGCCGGAGACCCAGUGGAGGCUCCCAAGUCAGCACCUCCACUCUGCCCACAGAAGACAGAGAGGGCGACCUGAACAUGGAGAGCAGCGAGGACGUGCGUAAGAUGCCGUGUCCGACCCUCAGACCGGAGAGAGGAGACCGCAGCUCCUCCAAACACAUGGUGGAGCUCCCCCAGGUGGCCCCCGCCGAGCUGACGCCGAACUUAGACUCGGAGGAAAACAUGGAGGUCACGGCAGCCUGUCAGCAGCCUCACAUGGACGCCCUGGUUCCAGCUCCCGCUCCAGUCCAGAUCCCGGACUCCUCCGGACCUGAGCCACAGAGCCUGGCCUGCAACGAGGUCACCUCCACCAGCGACAUGGAAAUAUGUAAAUCCUCUGAGAGUGACAUGCCGUUUCCAGUCACGUUGCCCAAGAUAACGAAGACCUCAUCAGAUGCGUCCUCUGACCACGGCGAGGACGAAUUGCCCACCGAAGGUGCGUUCGAGGGCCACCAGGAGGCGGUGAACGCCGUGCAGAUCCACAACGGGCUGCUGUACACGUGCUCAGGAGACCGGACUGUGAAAGCCUUCGACCUGGUGAGUCAUAAAUGUGUCGGUGUGUUCGAGGGUCACAGCUCCAAAGUGAGCUGCCUGUUGGUGUCUGCGACUCCCUGCCUGCAUCAUCGCCUUUAUACCGGUUCCAGUGAUCAGACCAUCCGCUGCUACAGUCUCAGGACUCAAGAGUUCGAGCAGCAGUUUUCUCUGUCAGACCGAGUCCUCUGCCUUCACAGCCGCUGGAGGACGCUGUACGCAGGCCUGGCGAACGGCACAGUCGUGACCUUUAACCUCAAGACAAACAAGCAGAUGGACGUGUUCGAGUGUCACGGGCCGCGCGCCGUGAGCUGUCUGGCCUCGUCGCAGGAGGGAGCCCGCAGGAUCCUGCUGGUCGGCUCCUACGACAACACCAUCAGUGUGAGGGACGCCAAGAACGGACUCCUGCUGCGCACGCUGGAGGGACACACCAAGACUGUCCUCUGCAUGAAGGUGGUCAACGAUCUGGUCUUCAGUGGCUCGAGUGAUCAGUGUGUCUACGCACACAACAUCCACACAGGAGAGCUGGUGCGGGUCUAUAAAGGUCACAGUCAUGCUGUUACCGUGGUGUCCAUCCUGGGGAAGGUGAUGGUGACCGCCUGCCUGGACAAACUGGUCCGGGUCUACGACUUGCAGUCUCACGACCAGCUGCAGGUCUAUGGCGGACACAAGGACAUGGUGAUGUGUAUGGCUAUCCACAAGAACAUGAUCUACACAGGCUGUUACGAUGGCAGCGUGCAGGCCGUCAAACUGAACCUGAUGCAGAACUACCGCUGCUGGUGGCACGGCUGUUCUCUGGUCUUCGGGGUGACGGGGCAUCUGCAGCAGCACCUGAUCAACGACCACGCCAGCACCAGCUCGCAGACGCUCAAGUGCCGCUGGAAAAACUGUGAAGAGUUUUUCUGCGCACGCAACAGCCCCAAGAAGGGGAUGCUGAUGCACAUGCGGAAACACGCCGAGGAGGAGAUUGAACUGGAGCCUUAAGGGCCAGUGAUGGGAACACUGUUUCCUCCUGAGCCCUCUUCCCUUUCCUGCUACCUUCACCUCCUCCUCCUCCCUCCCUCCCUCCCUCCCUCCCUCCCUCCCUCCUCCUGUUAACCUCCCAUAUUGGGGGGGAUGUUCUUGGGACCCCCUUAACUUAGCAGCGCUCCUGUUGGAGCCUGAUGAGUGGCGUCUGACGACUCCAUCCUUUAUGUUCGGUGUUGGAAACCAACUGUAAUACAAUCACGAAAGGAGGGUUGGCUGUGCUGUUGUUCUUUUUUUUCUUUUCUACAAAACAUGCCUCCUUCUUCUCUUUCUGUCCGACCACUGCAGUUCCUCUUUUCACUGACCAAAGUUAAGACAAAGAAAAAAAAAACGUGACUUUUUGUAAACUGAAGAAACUUCAGCGCUGCCGGUGUCAGAGAGAUUUGUUCUGCUUUUCUUUUGAAGCUGCAACAGAACCAAUAGUCGUUCUUCCAGAUUGGUCGGCUACAAUAUGGCAUGGGUUAAAAGGUGUUUUUAUUGUUGUUGUGCAGUUGUGAUGUGUCAUGUUGAGCAACCUAUAGUUUAGGUUUAUUUUAUUUUAUUUUUUUUUGUUUUCUUUUAUGAAGUUAUCCAUUAUUCACUCAAAGUUUAUGACAAUUACGAUUUAAAGUUUUUAGAAAGUUCAUGGUGUAGUCUCCCUGGUUACUAGUUCAACAGUGUGAAUCAAUGUUUUUGAAGGAGUUUCAUUGAAGUGACAGAAUUCAUUUACUUUUGGUUUGGUUUUUAUUUUAUUUUCAGAGGAACCCGCUUUUUGUUUUUGGUAGCGGGAUUAGGAUUUAUUUUAUUUAAUUUAAUUUUUUAUUUUGUUGCUCAUUCAGGCGAUUUAAAGGUGUUGAGGGACUUUGGUGCAGUUUGUGUGACUUGGCCUGAGGUUUCCAUUUGAGAAUUUACAUUUGCAGUGAUAACAGAACCGAGACGUGGACGUGGUGGCGUGCGUAUUCCUACAUGCGUUUACCUGCGUGGGUUUAUUCCUUGUAACUGUCGACAGAGUAAUUUAAAGAACUCUCCGUUUUCCAUGAGUGAGUGUGAAGUACUGUUUUUACGACACCGUUUCCUCCCUGGAAGUGGUGUUUAUUUUAUAUUCGGAGCAUCGAGCCGACGGCCGUGGAGCCGUGUUUCCCCCACAGUGAAGAGAUUUCUAAUGAAGUGAGGAGGUGAAGGAUGUUUACAGGAGGUGUUCGAUGGAAGAGCUUGAAAAGCGAAGAAUUAGGAUUCAUCUCCCAUGCCAUGCCUCACCCCUUAAACAGGCAAGUUUAAGUUUAACGCCACUUCUUUUUAAAAGGCACAUUGAACCUAUUUUAACCGGUGUUAAAGCCCAGCGGAUGCUCUCUUUAGCAGACUUUGUGUGGUUACUCUCCCGUGGUUGUGUCCUCGUUGGAGGAUUUGUUAACCUGAUGUUCUUGCGGCCGCCAACUUCCAAAAAAAAAGAAAAAGGAAAACUCUCCUCUCACACUGGUUAUUUAUGAGCGAGGAAAGCGUGCAGUUCACCUCCAGUACCUGGCAUUCCCUGAGUUUCUUCACGUUUUUCAGUUCUUAUCAUUGUUGUGACCGGAUCUUUUUUAUGAAAGUGCAAUCCAAGAAAUUGUUAAUUAUAAUAAUAAAAAAAAAAAAAAAAUGUUUCAACAUUA
Messenger RNA from Seriola aureovittata, 7081 nucleotides. RefSeq names its product zinc finger protein 106a (gene znf106a). Gene Ontology annotation, molecular function: RNA binding; SH3 domain binding. The transcript has 22 exons. Gene Ontology annotation, cellular component: cytosol; membrane. Lineage: Eukaryota; Metazoa; Chordata; Actinopteri; Carangiformes; Carangidae. The coding region runs from base 108 to 5411 and encodes 1767 amino acids. The record is from RefSeq and is a predicted model, not a curated record.